Molecule: messenger RNA, 438 nt
Organism: Eimeria tenella
Lineage: Eukaryota; Apicomplexa; Conoidasida; Eucoccidiorida; Eimeriidae
Product: Apicoplast 30S ribosomal protein S12
Exons: 3
Coding region: 1-438 (145 amino acids)
Biological process (GO): translation
Cellular component (GO): ribosome; cytosolic small ribosomal subunit
Molecular function (GO): structural constituent of ribosome
Source: RefSeq, a predicted model, not a curated record
AUGGGGGCGUGCAAACCUCGGGGCAUGCGCACUGCGCGGAAGCUGCGCAACCGGCGGCGCGUGCAGAAGUGGGCGGACAAGCAGUACAAGAAGGCCCACCUGGGCACUCGCUGGAAAGCCAAUCCUUUCGGGGGCAGCUCCCACGCCAAGGGCAUUGUCGUCGAGAAACUCGGGAUCGAGGCCAAGCAGCCGAACUCUGCGAUUCGGAAGUGCGUGAGGGUGCAGCUGAUAAAGAACGGCAAAAAGAUAACAGCUUUUGUCCCGCGAGAUGGCUGUUUGAACUACAUCGACGAAAACGACGAAGUCCUCGUCGCUGGCUUCGGCCGCUCCGGCCACGCAGUCGGAGACAUUCCCGGAGUCCGAUUCAAAAUCGUCAAAGUCUCCGGAGUUUCCCUCCUCGCCCUCUUCAAGGAGAAAAAGGAGAAACCCAGGUCUUAA